AUGUCAAUGCUGCGAACGAGGACCCUGCAGGAAGUGUUCGAGGAAUCGAAACAGGUUUAUCAGUUUGGUUAUAGCUUUCAAAAAAACUUUGUAUUUCAGGUUAUCCAGCAGUUAACAGAAGAGGAGAUCACUGAGUUCAAAGAGGCUUUCUUGCUUUUUGACAAGGUAAGAAGCUUGAAAUUGAGUGAAAAAAUUGAGGUUUUUUUUUCAAAACUAACUACGCCUAGGGUUUUUAGAAGCGCAAGUGAUAAGUCCGGUUGAUCUUCUUUUUGAAAAAUCAAAUUUUUAGCACAAAAUCGACUUUUAGACUUUUUUUGGCUCCUUUAUUGAACAGGUUAUAAAGUUCAAACAAACUUAGAACUCUAUAUUUUGCUAUAAAAGUUUUGUUAAUACAAAAAAAUAUUGCGAACUUGAAAAACGACCAUUUAAGGACGGCAAUGGAACGAUUUCAAUCAAAGAAUUGGGAAUCGCGAUGAGAGCUCUCGGCCAGAACCCAACAGAACAGGUGCUCCUCAUAAUAAAAAUAAGAUUCGAAAAUUAAAAGCUCAUAAACAACCUAUUGAUCCUCUGGCAACAAGAAACAAAUGGAAACGACGAGAAUUUAAUCGGAGCUUCAAUUAGCAAGCCAUUAAACAUCGGCAAAGUGAAAAAGAGUUGAGAACCAGAAAAUAGCGCCUUUUUUGUUGAUUGAAAGAAAUAUGAAAAAAUAAUUAUUCUGAAUUUCAAAGCUCAAAAUACCCUUUUUUGAAAAGAGGCUUUUGAAAUUUUUUGAACGAAGGUUCGAUUUCAGAAUUCAAACUUUUUUUGGAAUUAUUAUGAAUUCAGCAAAUGCUGGAGAUCAUCCACGACGUCGACCUCGAUGGAAAUGGCCAAGUCGAAUUUCCAGAAUUUUGUGUCAUGAUGAAAAGGUGGGCACUUUUUUAUUCAAAAAUUAUUUUCUCCUUAAAACUGAAUAGGUUUUUCGAAGAAUAAUAUCGUUCAGAAAGACUUCAAUCAUUCAAAAAAAAACCUUUUUAAAAGGACUGGAAAAAAAAAAUGACCGCUCCGGGCAUUGAACUCUAAUUUGAAAAAUGAGUUCAAAAAUUGAAUUUGGUCGAGAAAAAACUCCACUUAGUACUAACAAGCCUAUGUUUAACGGAGUGAAUUCGCUGACCUUUUUCCAGCCUAGCUUCACCGCUUUGAAAAAUUUUUUGAAAAGCCAUGAAAUACGUGUAAAUUUUAUUUUGAAAGAAAGAAAAUAUCAAAGAGAUUUGAAUAAAGUUGAGGAUUUUUGAAGGAUCUGAAGAUUUUUUUCAUGAUUUUUAUAAUUUUCGGAAUUCAGCCAAAAAAUAUUCCUAGGAGCCACAGAAAAUUCUGUAAUGAAGUAAUGUCACUGUUUUGUGAUCCUCCUAAGGUUAUCAGAAACAAAUUUUAGAAAAUCGAGGUGACAUCAAAAUUGGCAACUAGAAUUCUUAUUUCCACUCAAUCUGAGUUGAAACUUGUCGAAACUAAACUAUAGAGAGACAAUUUACCAAAAAAGGAAGGAACUAACUCGACAGGUGUGGCUCAUUUUCCGACGCUUUCUCGAAUUUCAUCAAACAAAAUAUCAAAUUGUCGUGGGACAAAAAAAUAAACAAAUAAACAUGAUGUUUUUGAGUGAAAGUCUUCAGAACGGUGGGAAUUUUUAAGUUAACCUCGUUCGCAACGACUGCGGCGAUACAAAAAUGCCGAUUUUUCCUUUUCCGAAGAUUACUGUAUGUGAAAGUCCGCAGUUCGCGUGUUUUCACAUUUUCAGUGGCUCCAACUCCGCGUUACAAUAUAUCCAUUUUUAAUUCGAAAUCUCUAGUUUUUUCUUAUACUGAGCCAGAAUGAAUAGUUCAUCUAAUCCAACUGUUUCUUAUAGUUUUAUUAAUCCAUUUUAUUUAGAAAAAAAACUGUAAAAAAGGCGAAGAUGGAGCCACUCACAAGGAAAGUAAUUUUAUUUUGUGGUUGGGAAUUUCCUGAAAAUUGGUCGAAACACUCCUUAAAGUACCAAAAAAAAAUUCUGAAAGUCUCAACCUGCACAACUCCUUAAUUUUUGAAAGAGGAGACCUCUAACUUAAGAAAAAACAUACAAAAUGCGUCAAAAAGGCCAUUUUUAGAGCUUUGAGCCCUUAUAUGUUGAAAACUAGGAAGUUGUGCAGGCUGAGACUUUCAGAACCUCGAAUUGGUACUUCUCGGGAUGUUCUGACAAGUUUUCAGAAAAUUCCCAACCGCAAAGUAAAAUGACCUACCUUGUCAGAAUGUGCAAACACGCGAAGUGUACACGGACUUUCACAUACAGUACUCUUCGGAAAAGGGAGACUCGCCCUUGUCGUAGCACCCUUGAAACCGUCUGGCUUGCCUCUUUUUUUUCCUUGGAAAAAAAAACAAGCAAAGAGGGAAGUUUCGAAAAGAAAGCGGAAAGAGCAGACAAGCCAGCUUGAUCCAAGUCGUGGUGAAUGAUUAUACAACUGGAAGAAGGGUGACGACUGAGCCUAUUUAUCCCUCGGAAGUCACGAGUUUCCCUUUAAUUGACCGUAAAACCAAUGUUUCUUCGAAACGUACAGCAUAAUCCUUUCCCACCACGCCCAUCAAUUAAUCAAACAAUUAAAAACAAGUGCAAAUGGAUGUGUCAUUGUUGAAAAAGUAAUUUUAGAGCCUACGUAAGUCACUAUUCAGUUCAAGUUCCUUCUUUACUUUCCCCGAAACUUCCUUUUCCGAGGUUAUUUGUGAGUUUCCUGGAAACUUACGAUAAAGCUUCGAAAAUAAAUCUCUGCUUUUUAUUUUAAAAUCUGAGAGGCUCUGAAAUCUACGAACGAAGAUUGAACGAAGAUUGAGAGAAAUUUAAAUCCCUUUUUACCGCCAAAAUGCGGCGCAACCGCGACGCUUCAACCAUUCUAAAUAAUUAUUUUCUAAAAAAACUUAAAAAUUCGAAAAGUCAAAAAAACUUGAAGAGAAAAUGACUCAUUGAGCAAAAUGGAGAUAAUUUUCAACCCGAAAAUUGAAGGAAAAUCAGAAAUCAAACUAAAAAAAGCCGUUUUCGGACUUAAUUUUCUCGCCAAACUCCAAUUUUAUUAUUUUUCUGCGAAACCUGAAUGAAAGUCUGUUGGAAAAAUUACUUGUUUCGGUUAUUUCUAAACUUGAUUAAUAAUAAGCCCAUUUUUAAUAUGGAUCGACUUAUAAUCUUAAAAAUUUUUUUAAAAAUUUGUUAGGCCUUAGUUUCUUUCAUAAACGAAUGAGGUUUUGAGAAGACCUUCGACGAAAAUUCAACAAAAAAGAAGCUUGUUGAAACGUUUCAAAAAGGUGCAAAAAGCUCCUUCCCUGCUUAUUAUUCUCCCCUUUUCUGGCAGAUGACUCUGUUUAUUGGCUCUAAAGUCCUCCCUUUUACAAGGAUUUUUCUUUUCCGUGUUGCUUCGACCUAUAAUUACCUCUUCUAAUGACCUUUCGACUGAAAAAAGACGCUAGAAAGUUCUUUAAAGAGCUUCAAAAAGCUUCAAGGUGACUAUAAAGUAGAGCCAAUUAAACCGCAACGCUUCAAUGAUAACUCUGCUCGAAAACGUUUCAAAAUCUAGAAAAUCGAUGAUCAAUCCAAGGUUGGACAUCUGGUUCCGAAUUCAAAGAAAAAUGAUUUUUUAUCACAAUUUAGUUAGAGUUUUGCAGAAUCAUGAAAGACACCGACUCGGAGAUGAUUCGGGAGGCUUUCCGCGUCUUUGACCGUGACGGUAACGGCGUCAUCACGGCCAACGAGUUCAAAGUCUUCAUGGUUUGUGGAAUUCACCUUGGGAAGAAGCUGGAGAUGUUCAGGUGCACAUGGGGAUGCAGUUCAGCGAGGCCGAAGUCGACGAGAUGAUGAGCGAGGUCGAUUGCGACGGUGAGCCAUUUCUAGGAUCUGAAUAUAAUUUUUCGGUAUUCAUUUAAUUAUGAGAGGGACUUAAGAACUCCAAAGUGGUAACUAUAUUGAUACUCUCAAAGGCUUCCCUCUAGCGACCACUUAACCUUUCCCUAUAGGGGCCACUUUUGCACCAAAUAUCAAUAGUAACCGAUUUUAAGUUUUUCUUUUAAAUUGUCAAAUAUGACGAAAAGUUAAAAGCCUUAUAGCGACCACUUGAGCUUCAGGGCCUUAGGGUCAAGUCCUAAACCCCUAUAGGGACCACCUGAACCUCUAUAGGGAAAACUUUUUUUGGGGAUUUUUUUCCCUGGACCCCUAUAGGGAUCACUCUGACGUCUUCUAAAAUAUUCACUGGAUUCUUCUAUAAAAACAUAAGGCUCAGAUAAUUCAUUCGUCAUAAUUGGAAAAAUCUGGCCUCUCUGUAACUUCUUAACUUAACAAGUGACUUUAGAGGCCUUCUAUCUCUCUUCAAAACCUUCUUGUCUGAGAAAAAAAAAGUUGAACUUUCCAAAGAUCUGCCGAUUCAAGAGGAAAAACUCGAUAAUUGCAAGCAAAAUUCAAAUUUUUUUAACCUCUCUCCUUCGGCAUAUGUUUUUUUUGUUCACUUUUCCUUCAAGCCAGCUGAUUUUCAGGUAACGGCGAGAUCGACUACGAGGAAUUUGUCAAAAUCUUUGUCAACCUCUGA
This is a messenger RNA of Caenorhabditis auriculariae, 4574 nucleotides long. The record is from the annotation of a GenBank genome assembly. NCBI's taxonomy places the organism in Eukaryota, Metazoa, Nematoda, Chromadorea, Rhabditida, Rhabditidae.